AUAAACGCAGGAUGGAAGGUGCGAAACACCAACGAGAGAACCCCUGGGAUGUUCACAUGGUCGAGGCGACGCCUGCCACGCUCCAUGUGUGGCGCGUGAUCGGUGACGAAUCAGGGGUUGCCGCGUAUGCCGCCGCGCGUGCCCCAUCGGUGCCGGCGACGACAGAAAGCGACUGGAGCGCCAUGUACUUUCAACUUUCACCAGGUAACGCAGUGGGCACGCUGGGCUACCGCUGGGACCAAGGCUACCCCGUGGCCCGCCUCGUCCGAAUCUCCCUGCCACUUGGCGCCUGCGGUGCCGUCGCCCUGGUGGUGGAUGACACUGGGGAGAAGGUGGAAGCAGGAGCGGAAUUUGCCAAAAGAGAAAAUAAACUCCCGGGGCUAAUGGUUUCAUCAGACAUUCCGGGUGCCUUCAAGGCGGCCGUUCUCAAGUCCAGGCUAGGCGUUCCGUCAGACGAGCCGCUGCUACCGGCGUUGGGACGACGACAACCCCCGGUGGUUCUCGUUUGCCGGGAGAGCGUCGGCGAGUGGGAGGUGGCCGUGCCACACAAUCUCCUGGGGGUUAUGGCGCGCGGAAACGCCUGGGAGGAGCGGCGUGUGGCUGAAUUCAGGCCUCAUACCGGGAUCACCGCCGAGGCGAGGUUGUGUAGGCCGAAGUGCGCGAAAACGGAGGAAGGGGCCGUCCCGUGGCACAGGUGGCGCGACGGCGAAGAUGUUAUGUCGUUGGGAAUAGCAGUCGAGGCAGAGGGCGAGUCGAUCCGGUGGCUAAGUGGGGCCAUCGCGUCGCCCGUGGCCGAGAACGUUGCGCGAACAGACCCCGUUUAGACCACUUUCAGUUGAAACACGUCUAAACGUUGUCGUCGGUGAACACGGUCGAAAAUACGCCAUAUGGGCAGACGGGUCUGUCGAGGAAAACUGUUACAACGUAGUCAGGCACAGUUUACCAUAGGUGCGACUGCGGCAGCUAGCCUUCCGUAGACAUAAUACAGAAAGAAUAAAUGGUACUUAGCAGAGCACAUGAGCACAGAGUUGUAGCGGAGAUAAUUUGGCAGGCUACACUGUAGUCGUUUUAUUGUUCCGAACCCCGAAGUUCCGGUACUCGGGCCAAUACCCCGGAGACCCUCGGAACCUGCUGCGUUUGCUGCUUGUUUUU
This is a messenger RNA of Ectocarpus sp. CCAP 1310/34, 1152 nucleotides long. Lineage: Eukaryota; Phaeophyceae; Ectocarpales; Ectocarpaceae. The record is from the annotation of a GenBank genome assembly.